CGCGCGGCCUUGACCGAGGUCCUUCCAUAUACCCCGUGAUCGCCAAAACAACACAACAAAAGUGUUGGGAACAUGGCAAGCGGAGAGGAGGCCACAAAACGCCCCCUGGUGCCCUCCUCCUCGGUCGGCCUGGAGGACCUCUUCCCCUCCGGGGCCUCGGAGCAGACGUGCGGGGACGGGAACCCGGAGCUCGACCGCCUGCGGGAGCGUCUCCAGGCUUGGCUAUCGCAGUACGAGCCGCUGCUGCUGUGGGUGCAGCGGCUGCUGGUGUGGGAGAGGCCGCUGUACAGCAUCUCAGCCGCCCUGACGCUCAACACUUUAUUCUGGCUCCUGUCGUCCACCUCCCUGCGGCCCCUGUUCCUGCUGAGCGUGUCCCUGCUGGGCCUGAUGCUGCUGGAGAGGUGGAAGCCCAAGUUGCCCAUCAUCACAGUCCAACAUGCUGAGGCCGAACCUUUGCAAAGCCCGACUCUGAGUUCGGAGCAUCACCUGCUCAGCGUGCCUGAGCUCAGCCACCACCUCGCCGAGAGCUACCUGACCUGCUGCCUGUAUCUGCAGGAGACGCUGCAGUACAAACGCAGGAACCACGGACGGUUCUGCAUGAUGAUGUGCAGCGGCUGCUUUGCGCUCGCGCUGGUUGGACACUAUGUGCCAGGAAUCAUGAUUUCAUACAUCAUAGCCCUAAGCGUGCUGCUGUGGCCCUUGGUGGUGUAUCACGAGCUGAUCCAGAGGAUGUACACCGGCCUGGAGCCCAUCCUGAUGAAGCUGGACUACAGCAUGAAGGGCGACACCGAGCACCGCAAGCACGACAAGAGGAAGGUAAAAAAGGAGGUGGAGGAGGGGGACGAGCCCAGAGCCGAAACGGAAAGCGAGAGCGAGGAAGAGGAGGAGGAAUUGUCCUGUUUUGCUCCAACGGUGGAUGUAAAGACUACGGCUCUGGCCAUGGCCAUCACAGACUCCGAGCUGUCGGACGAGGAGGCGUCCAUAUUGGAGAGCGGAGGGUUCCCCGUGUCCAGAGCCACCACGCCUCAGCUGGCCGACUUCUCUGAAGAGCCGGACCAGCAGAGCUUCCACGCCGACCCGGACGAGGCCUUUCACCGGGAUCUCCCCGAGUUUCCCUCCGUCGAGGAGUUCCCCUCCCUGGAGCACGGCCUGCUUCACUUCCCCCUGCGAGGGGCGAGCCAGGGCGACGGAGCCCAGGCGGAGAAGGAGCCGCUGAGCCCCGCCACCCUGCUCAUCCAGCACCUGGCGUCGCCGCUGCACUUCGUCAACACGCAUUUCAACGGACACGGCCAGCCGCCCGGGGGAGAAGGAGCCGCCGCCGCGUCUGCCCCGGCCGCCAGGGAGGAGGCGCAGGCGGAGGCGGUGAGCCAGGGCACGCAGCGCUCCCUGGAGGCGUUGAGCGAGGAGAUAGUGAGCACGGCCAUCUCCGCCGUCGUGCAGAACACUCUGUCGGCGCUGCUGCGCUCCGGCGAGGAGCCCUCCCUGGCCGACUUCCUCCCCACGGAGACCUUACCAGGCGCCCUGGAUUCGCCCACCCCGUCCACCGACACGGCCGACACCGCGGUGCUAGCGCUGGAUCCCGACAGGGACCUGGAGGAGGAGGAGGAGGAGGAGGGGGCCGCGGCAGGAAGCGGCGCCGGCGACGAGCACCCGGACGACACUCUAGUUCCAACGGAGGAAGAGGACUUUGAGCUUUUGGACCAAAGUGAACUGGAGCAGGCGGAUGAGGGUCUGGACAGAGAGGAGGGGGACGGGGAGGAGGGGGCGGCUCCAGACGCGCCUCAACAACCACAGUUAUAGCCCCUGGUCCCCACCUUCCAUCUGCUUUUGUUUUAUUUGUAUGUUAAACCUCCAUCAUAUCCAUACAUACCCCUAUAUAUCUAUAUAAAACGCAUUAAUCCAGGAGUUUCAUAGUGUUGGAUGGGGGGUGGGGAUGGGGGGGGUUACUCUGCUUUAACAUUUCAAGAUUCUUCUCAGAUUUGGUUUCUGAAUUGUUCCUAAUUCAUCAGGCGGCAUUCAGUGAAACAAGGCUUUACUGUACCUUUUUUUUUUUUUUUUUUUAAGGAGGCAUAUUAUUGGGGGUCUUUCAUUAGGAGCUACCUGCUACAAUGUGUUUACAGCUUUAUUCAUAGAAAGUCAAAACUCACUCUAUUACUUUCAGCGUCCUGUAAUCUAAUUAAAUGUUGGUGGUUACAGUAAAUUAGCUCCGGUCGGUAAUGCUCUGUUCUUCCAGGUAGGAAAUGAUGCAAAAAAAAAAAAAAAGAAAAGAAACUCAUGGCCAACCAGCAAUUUAUAGUUAAAGUGGAACUUCUUAAAUAUUUCCUUUUUUUUUUUUUUUUUUUAAUCUUCACAGUGCCAGUCAGAGGUUUACUCAUCAUGGGAAAUUAUCACAGUUCCGGGAUUCGUUUCAGCCUCUUUUUUUUUUGUUUUCGGCAUGGAAUGAUAUUUUUAUAUUUUAUACACAUUGUUUGUAGAUUUUUUUUCUCUAAUCCAUUGGAUCAUAAUUUUAAGAGAAGCUCACAAGUCUUUAGCCAGUGUCAUCUGCGUUUGGAAGCACCGUGUUAGCCCUGCGUUCAUUAUUUCAUUACGCUGCUGACAGUGUUACCACACAGCGUGAUGCUGCCGCCACCACGCACCAUCAUGCUGCUUAUAACAGAACGAUGAUCCAGACGUAGACGCUAAACUUCAGGAGCGGCCUGGACGAACACGCGUGGACUAAAUUAUAAAGUUUGCUCUGUGUGCCGACUCUGCGUUUUCUGGUAACAUUCUAGGUCAGAGUUGUGCCAAAAGUUUUGUCGAUCCCGCCGAAAAGCUCUCCAUGAAACAUUUCCCCAGAUAUUAUAUUUUUUUUAGUCUAUAAAUGAAGUUUAGACCCCUAGGAAAUCCCCAAAUUACGGUUAUUUGUUUGGAAGUCAUGCCCCCCCUGAUAGAAAUGGCUAAAACGAACGGCACUGAUGCCCAAUAUGGCUGAAUUUAAACCUCUGACCACAACCAGCCGAGCACAAAUCUGUCCCCUUCACACGCCCCUGUUGGUACAGUAGAACAUUGUGUAUUUUUUUUCCUUUUCCUCCUGAUGUCUGAAGCAAAACCUGAAUGAAGGAUUACGAGGCGGUGAUCAGAAUCUGGGUUCUGACAGGCCCGAUGAAGCCCGGCAGCCUGGUUACAGUAAUAACGCCCCAGCUCCCCCGGCUGGAUCUGUCCAAGAAGUUCACCAGAAGGACUUAGAUGUAUAACUAUUAAUAUAUGCUAUAAAUUAUUUAAAUUAAUCACCAGCUGGUAAAAGAGAAACCUUUUAAGAGGGUGACUGAAAAGUUUAUUUUUUAUCCUUUUUGGCUACCAUAAUGAUUGUAUAUAGGUGUUUUAAUGACACAAUGUACAUCCGGGUGUAAAUUGUAGGAAAAGUACACGAGUCCCUUACUGAACCUCUACGUUUUAGAUUAAUAAAGCAAAAACACUUUUUAUUGAGUUGUUGCCUGAAAAAAAAAAAUCGCAGCUUUUUGACGUUAUUGGAUGUUAAUAAUAAAGAAAUGAUGCACACAAGUGACUUUCAUGCAAGGUGGGACGGAAGAAGGAUGGGAUCAAUUCUAGUUAUUUAUUUAUUUUUUGUCAUUUGUGCACAAUUGGUCCAUUUGUGACUGAAUUUUCUCCUGAACUCGAAAAAAAUAUAAAUAUAUAUAAUGAUAGGCCCUACAUGUGUAUAGCUGUUGCUGGAGUAUGUAUAUUUCCCCAUGUUCUUUACUGUUCAUGCCUGCGGUGCGUCACGCAUGUACGACUGUUUUGUUUAAUGGGAGAUGUGGGCUUCCCUCCCUCCCCCGCCCGAAAGAAAAAAAAAAAAAAAGGUUGAACAAUUAAUUUACAAUUGGCUUUUAAAAUCUCUGCUUUUAUAAACCACUCAGCAUCCGACUCUCAGGUUUAUACAAAGCGAAUGCAAACACUGCAGAACAUGUAUCCAUUUCCUGACCAGUCGUAGUGUAUCGUAUUUCUACUAACCUCUGAUCUGUUUAUCCCCCAGUUGUUAAUAGUGUAGAAAUGGGAAGAAGAAGAAGAAAAAAAAAGUUGGAAAGUGUAUUUUCUGCAUGUAAAAACAGCACUCUGUUUAAGUUCUCCUUGUCUACAGACAAAGUACUGCACAACUUGUGAUGGAAAGGAAGAAAAAAAAAACACAAACCAUUGAACGCUUCAGGCGAAAAGAGGUUCAGUCUGUUUGAUAUUUUGUUACUAAUGAUGGGAAUAAAAGUGUAAUGUUUAAAAGUUAUCAUCUGUACAUAGAAAUGGGUUGGUAAAGUGUGACAUUAACAAAAACAAAUGUGUUCGGGAGUCAUGUUUUAUGCUUAAAUACUAUAAAAACAGACGUUUAACAAACCACA
This is a messenger RNA of Fundulus heteroclitus (mummichog), 4367 nucleotides long. RefSeq names its product reticulophagy regulator family member 2 (gene retreg2). Lineage: Eukaryota; Metazoa; Chordata; Actinopteri; Cyprinodontiformes; Fundulidae. Bases 73 to 1800 code for a protein of 575 amino acids. The record is from RefSeq and is a predicted model, not a curated record. The transcript is spliced from 9 exons.